Messenger RNA from Brassica napus (rape), 2135 nucleotides. Its product is annotated as protein MAK16 homolog. Gene Ontology annotation, cellular component: nucleolus; preribosome, large subunit precursor. The record is from RefSeq and is a predicted model, not a curated record. The transcript is spliced from 10 exons. Lineage: Eukaryota; Viridiplantae; Streptophyta; Magnoliopsida; Brassicales; Brassicaceae. Gene Ontology annotation, biological process: maturation of LSU-rRNA; maturation of 5.8S rRNA. Bases 1245 to 2135 code for a protein of 296 amino acids.
GGGAUGAUUGGUAAGUGCUGUAGCUUUAUAUUUUUUGCUGUAGAAUUUAAUCUGUAGAUUUAUUUGCUGUAGCUUUCUUUGCUGUAGAUUUCUAAAGCACUAAUUUUUUGCUCUGGAAAUAAAGCUCUCUACAGCCAUAUUUUGAUUUUUCAGAGAUUUUUUUGCUGUGAGUUUUUUAAGGAAAGCAAAGCUCGAUUGGUUGACAUAUAUAGCUGUAGAUUAAAUUUUGGCUGUCCAGAGCAUCUACAGCCCCAACCAAUCAUCCCCAUAAUAUUCUCUUGAAAGUGUUGGACAGAAUAUGUUUCUUUAUAAAUCACUUAUGCGACACAUUCCACCGUAUUUUCUAAAUGGAAAUUCCAUUAAAUACUCUAAUUAAUUUUAUUAAACUUUUUAAUACCUAUAACUAUUUUGCUACCAUGUUUGAUACUUUAAUUAAUUAUUCUUCUUAUUUUAAUACACAACAUUUUUAAUAUUCAAAAUUUGUUUAUUUUAGUUAAAAUAUUAAUAAGUUCCAAAUAAAAUUCAAUAGAUAUCCAAAUCCUAAGAAAAAAGUCUUAAAACUUUCUAAUUUUAUUUUAAGUUAUAGAAUAGAAACUUAGAAACUUUAAAAAAUUAAUUUUGAAGGAAAUAUAUAAUUUUUUUCUAUUUCAAAAAAUAAACUAAAUUCGCUAUUUAAAACUCAAAACUUCUAUUACACAAUUUAAGAUCAUCCACAAUUUAGUUACUUUUAUAUCUAAAACAUGAAAUAAAAUGAAAUUUUUUUAAUGAUUUUUAUGAUUUUAAAUGUCAUUUAAAAUUUAUUAAUAUUUAUGAUUAAAAUAAACAUAGUUUAAGCAUUAAAAUAGAAAUAAUUUUGAAAGUUUAUUAAAUGAACAGAAUAAUUACUUGAAGUAUUAAAUUGGGUAUCGGAAAAAAAUUGAGUAUUAAAAGUUUUAACAAAAUUUAGUUGGAAUAUUUUUAUUAAAAUUUACUUUUCUAAAUGUUGUAGUGAGAAGCUUAUAGGUAAACAAAUCAUCUGAAAUAUCACAUAACUACAUAUAAUGGAUGGAUAUCAGCUUCAUCAAUUUUCUUGAUUCUCGAGUGUAUGAGUAUUGGGCUACGUGAGGCCCAAAAGAUUAAUACCUUAAGAGACACGCAUAAAAUCUACUUCUUUCACUUCCAAUUCGCGGACUCUUCCGGCCGUUAAUCGCCGCCUACCUUCACAGCUUCUCAUAAACCUGGUUUCGUCUUCUUCACUGUGAAAGAUGCAGAAAGAUGAGGCUAUAUGGCACAAUAUCAAAUACAUACACUGCUGUUAUAUGGCCAAAACCGAAACCGGAAUCUUCUGCAGAAACCCUUAUAAUGUAACUAGUAUCUGCAGUCAAAGCUCUUGUCCUCUCGCCAACAGUCGCUAUGCCACCAUCCGUGACCACGAUGGAGUGUUUUAUUUGUAUACGAAGACUAUAGAGAGAGCUCACACGCCGAAGCACUUGUGGGAGAGAAUUAAGCUGCCUAGAAACUAUGAGAAGGCACUUGAACUCAUUGAUAAGCACUUGUUGUAUUGGCCCGAGAUGUUGCAGCACAUGGUUAAACAAAGACUAACCAAAUUGAAUCAAAUGCGUAUUCGAAUGAGAAUACUUGCUCUCGAAACAAGGGAAAAGAUAAUGCGUAUGCCUAUGCCUAGGAGGGAAAUAAAAAGAGAGGCGAGAAGAGAGGAAAAGACUGGAAUAGCAGCGGUGUUUGAUAAUGCCAUUGAAACCAAGUUGUUAGAACGUUUGAAGAAUGAUGUUUACUACCCUGACAUACUCAAUUACCUUGAAAAUAAUGUUCAAGCUGAAGAAGAAGAAGAGGAGGAGGAGGAGGAGCCAGAGAUUGAAUACGUUGAAGGCUAUGGUGAACUCGAGAAAGAAGAAGAAGAUAUGGAAGAUUUUUAUGGCUUCCUAUUUAAGGAGUCUCACCUUGACGGUGACGAUCAUGGCUCGGAAGAUGAGGAUGGUGAUGACGCUGCGGAGCAAGUUGUGAUUCACAGAAAAGGAAGAGCUUUAAGGAAUAUUGAUGAUGAUAAUGGAAAGUCUAAGAAGAAACCAAAAGUUGUAGUUGUUGAGGUCGAGCAAGAAGAUGGAGAUACGAGCAGAGGCGUGCCUACAGUGUAUUGA